CUCCUUCAUUCAGACAAUUCACAAAUCUCCAGCCCUGUUAUCCAAUGGAAAAAAAACUAGUACAAGUUUCAGAGCAAGAGGUUCGCAUAGAUUUUGCACUCAACCGUAAAUGCCGAGCUAACGUGCACCUGACCUCCCUCUGCGCCACCGCCCCCGUAGCCUUCAAGGUCCAGACAUCUUCGCCUCACAAGUUCCUCGUCAAACCACCCACCGGUUUAAUCCCUCCGUUAUGCCACGUUACCUUCCAGGUCAUCCUCAAGCCUCAGGCCCAGCUUCCGCCCACCUUUCCUCGCUCGCCGUCCGACCGAUUCCUCAUCAGAACCUCCGAGUUCAGCCUCGACUCCGAGUCCGAGUCAAUCAACCAGUGGUUCUCCUCCUGUUCCCGCGGCUCCACUCACGACCUCAAGCUCAAGGUUGCCUUCGUGGGCCCCUUUCUUCUGCGCCACGCUGUCACUUGCGGGGACUACGACGCCGCCCGGAAUAUAAUCAAGCGGCAGAGAACGAUUCUCGCCGAGUUUCCACCCGGGGAUGCUGAGUCGCUCCUUCAAGUUGCGACCGAGUUGGUUAACCCGGAGGACAUGAUUAACUUGCUGCUCGAAGCUGGAUUGAGGAUCGACGCAAGUGCGAGGUCCGAGCAAGUAAAUUACGAGGUGGAUUCCAAAUGGGCAUCCAACGGACAUGAGGAGCCACAAGUGGCAGCGGCCUGCGAUCGAUUGGAUUACGGUAUGGGCUGCGGGGAUGGAGUAUGUGAUAACCGCCGUUCGAUCCAAGAUGCUGCUUGUGAUAAGGAUAAGCUAGAAAUGGGAGAACUAGUAUUGAUGGCGGCAAGACGAGGAGAUUUGAAGCAUGUUGAAUUGCUGUUGCAAAAUGGCGCGGAUAUAAACUGCUGUGAUCAAUAUGGCUUGACAGCCCUGCACGCCUCAGCCAUUAAAGGCCACAAGGAUAUUGCUCUGAUGCUGGGAGCUUGGAGACCGUUGAGAUAUUGGUUCAGAAUGGGGCUAAUGUCAAUGCCAAGAGCAACAGCGGCGCCACCCCUCUGUACAUGGCUACGGCAAUGGGGUAUGAUGAUAUCACCGAGUUUCUUAUUAGCAGAGGAGGAUAAAUGGUUAAUGGAGCAAAUGAUUUGCGAUUAA
Prunus mume (Japanese apricot) is the source of this 1133-nucleotide messenger RNA. RefSeq lists its product as uncharacterized. The record is from RefSeq and is a predicted model, not a curated record. Gene Ontology annotation, molecular function: protein binding. Lineage: Eukaryota; Viridiplantae; Streptophyta; Magnoliopsida; Rosales; Rosaceae.